Symbiodinium sp. CCMP2456 is the source of this 916-nucleotide messenger RNA. The record is from the annotation of a GenBank genome assembly. NCBI's taxonomy places the organism in Eukaryota, Dinophyceae, Suessiales, Symbiodiniaceae.
GAUUGCCUGUUGUCGUUCCCGUGGAAUCCGAUGAAGAGUUGAUACCGGACCCUGUUCCAGAGCCUGUGGCUAUGAUGGUGGCUAGGGCCAUCAAUGCAGAGUUGAGCUUUGCUGGUGUGCAAUGGCAGCACAUGGUGCUGCGCAUGGACAAUGAAAAUACACUGCAAGCUUUGUGGAACCGAGCCGGGAAGGAAGCGUUCUGGGUGAAUUGGUUGACGCUUGAAAAGUCGCUUGGAAAGAAACUUCGUUUGGGUGGUUUGUUGUUCAAGGUCUCAGACCACGCCUAUGGAAAGAAUGCGUCGGCAACACCUCCCGGAUCGAGGACGCCGCCUCAUCCGGUGCAGUCUGCUGACUCAGGUGCCCCGUCGAGGCAGGACAACGUUGUAGAGCGCCCGAUCUCCCUGGACCUGAAGCCUCCUGAAGCUUUUGUUCCUGGAGAGCCUCAAGGUGAUCUAAUUGAGAGGGGGAUGGGAGAUAGAGAUCUUGAUGAUGAAGAGAUGGAUGAUUAUUCCCCUGAUCAAGAAGAUGUUUUGCCUGAGGAGACCCCGCCUGAAGGGCCCCCGGUUGGAGAGAACGAGGCCCCUCCUGAGUUUGAUGUUGACAUGCAACCUGCUGAAGAUGAUGAUCCCAUGGAUGUGGCGAUUAGUUGGUUGCAAGAUCAUGCGCUGUACGCGCUGUGCUCGAAGCCUGAGGUGGUCCGAGCGGCCAAAGGUUCCGAAGAACCUAGUAACAAGGCUUUGGAGUUUACUUUGAAGUUUGGAGGGUCUAAGGUGAAGGUUCAGGUUGCUUCAGGGGCUGCGGAUGAGUAUGCAGGUGAACUUCUUGAUGAGAAGAAACUGGGUGAAGGCAUGAAGCUUGAGAUGGAAGAACUUGAUAACUUUGGUGUUUGUCAGGUUGUUUCUGAGAAAGAAGCCGU